Messenger RNA from Naegleria gruberi, 1356 nucleotides. RefSeq lists its product as uncharacterized. NCBI's taxonomy places the organism in Eukaryota, Heterolobosea, Eutetramitea, Acrasida, Naegleriidae. The transcript has a single exon. The record is from RefSeq and is a predicted model, not a curated record. The coding region runs from base 1 to 1356 and encodes 451 amino acids.
AUGCCCAACAGCAUUGUAUCGUCAUCAUCAAAUUAUAAUCGCUCUCACAUAACAGAUCUUUCGAUAUCAAUAAUAUCGGAUAAGAAUAAACCUAGGCCCCAAUCAGCUUCAUCUUCUAGGAGAGGCUCUAUUACUAAUAACAACAACAACAAUAAUAGCAAACAUUUAAUGGAAGAUGAUUUAAACUCAUUACGUUCCUUCCAAAAGCUUUCAACAGGACAAAACAAUGGUAGUAGACCCUCAUCAGCACAUCCAAAAUUUAAACAAAAAGAGGUGGAGAAGGAAAAUAAUAUUCAUAUCAAUACUUCAGCCUAUAAAUUAGAUCAUGAUGAUAAUGUGAGUGAACCUGUGUCGUGGGGAGGUGAUGCAGUUUCAAUUAGAAGUUAUAAUAAUUCGCCAUCUCUCAAUAAUUCCAAAAACUCUCAAAGACCUCAAUCAUCCUUCGUGUAUUCGAUAGCAAAGAGGGCUCCUAUAAUUCCACGUCCAGGUUCUGCACCUUUAACAAAGAAAGGAAAGCUGGAUUCAAGUCAUCGAUCAAAAACUCCAUCAGAAUUAUACGAUGAAUCAUUUUAUGAAAUGCAAAGAAGAGAUGAAAGUAAUGCAGCCAUCACCAAUCCAUGGCAUCAAACAUUGGAUGAACAUCAUGAAAGACCAUUGAUAACGACCGUACUUCAUGAAUAUAGAGAUGAUAUAAGCACAUCAAGGUGUAGCAGUAGAAUGAGUGAUAAGAAGGAUUUUAUUGAAAUUAACAAACAUGCCCUCUCAGAAAAAGUAAGAAAUGCAGCAAAACGAAAUUCUAUAACUGCUAGACCUCAUUCAUAUGUGCUUGAUAAUAGUUUUGAAGGAAGUGCUAGUGACUUUUCAACUUCGGCACAUUUAGAAGGUGAGGAAAGGAGAAGAACUCAUACCUCACUCAUGCAAAAGUAUUCAACUAGGCAAAGCGUUCCAAGAACAGUCAAUUCAAGAACAAUUUUCAAUCCAUCAACCCUUGCAUAUGAUAAUUCGAGUUCCCUAAAAAAUAGACCAAAAUCAGCUCUCUCUAAGGUAAUGUACAAACAAACGACUAGACAUCAAGAUGUUGUCUCCAUAGUAUCAGAUACGCUGAGACCUCGAUCUGCAAUGAGCACCUAUUCUGUAAAAGAGUCAUUCAAAAGACCCACUAGUGAAGAACCAUUUAAAAGGAGCUCAUCAUUCUUAAAUGUUCAAGGAUUCAGUAUUAAUCAAGCUAAAGUGGUGCAUGAAGGUCACUACGAAAUGCCUAGAACGACAAAAAGAGGAGCACCAAGACCAGAACCUCAACCUCAUACAAUUGCUCUGUGUGUACAUAAUUCAAGAUUUUCAAUUGAAAAUCAGUAA